AUGUCCUAUUUGUACUCAACAUUUGCACAAUUGGUGAGUGUGCAUUGCAAAGCCACUGCUGUCUCAUCCAUUGAACCUGUAAACCAGUGUAAAAGAAAUCUACUAUCUUAUGGAUAUGAAAAGCUUCAAACAUUCACUGAUGGACAAUUGGAUGCACUAGAUCCAUAUCAGAGAGGAGCUAAUGAAUUAAUAUGGUCUUCCAUAAUGCGUGAUCAUCCAAGUUCAACAUUGAUCACUACAAGAAAACCAACUGUAGUUGCAACUCCACCAGGUUCAUCUUUAAUCGUUAUAACACAUCAAAAACCUGUAAGCAAAUCAUCAGCUCCUACUUCCACAGCCGCUACAAAUCCUGUAUACCAAUAUCCAAAGAAUCCUUUAUUUGAUAGUGAUGUAGAACAUAAACAUAAAUAUGCAAUGGACAUGGACAUUGCAUAUGGAUACCCCUCCAAGCCAGUCCAUCCACAAGUUGAAACUUUUGAUGUCAACGAUAAGAGAAAUACUCAACAAAAAACGUACUUAACAGGUCCAUUAGUAUUUCGAGUACGUCCCGAUGGCACCCCAGUGGAAGAAGAUCAAUAUAAUCCCUUACCUAAAGAUGAUGAUUUGGAAGUUUUAAGACCACUAAACAGUAAUACCAACAACAAUAGGCUCACAACGAAACAUCAUAAGAUUGCGACAAUCAGCGCAUUAAAGGAGCAACGUUUAGCUAAUUUGGCAUUACAGAAGCAACAAGAACAGUUGCGUACAAGGCGUCAUUAUAAAAUCAAUCCACCAGUGCAAAUAUCUGGUAAUGGGUACUAUUAUGGAAAAGGACAGGUGUAAAUUUAUUAAAGCAGUCAAAUAUGCAGUAUGGUAUAUGCAGUGCAUAUGUUGUA
Messenger RNA from Teleopsis dalmanni, 875 nucleotides. RefSeq names its product rhythmically expressed gene 5 protein-like. The transcript is spliced from 2 exons. Bases 1 to 822 code for a protein of 273 amino acids. Lineage: Eukaryota; Metazoa; Arthropoda; Insecta; Diptera; Diopsidae. The record is from RefSeq and is a predicted model, not a curated record.